GGUCUUUUGACUUUGUUUACAUGGACACACAAAUAUCUACUCAUUAAAAUUUGGAGGCACUCUAAAGAUGGAAACCAAAAGAUGAUCGUAAUCUUCUUUAUUUAAAUUUAAAUCUAUCAUGAUCUUCUAUCCUUUCUAUCUGCAGUUUCAAAUUUAAAUGCAUUUGAAGCUGCUUACCAUGACGGUAGGCUGAUUAUAUGCAACUACCAACGGCAACCUAUCCGCCCCGACAUCGCCGAACGUCGCUUUUCCCAUAUCCAAACCCUAACCUAAACUUAAUUCCAAUCCUUUUCUCUCUCUCUCUCGCCACUUGUUCCUUUGGGUUAGAGAUCUAAGGCACUUGGAUCUCGAUCCAUGGAUGCCGCGGCGGCGGCUGUUCGGUCUGCCCAAUACCUCUGCAAGGCUUCCGAUUUCGCUUCCAGAUCGUGUGCUCUGGCGGCCUAUCGGCCCGGUUUCGUCUCAUUCGAUCCCAAAUCCCUUUUCUGCACUAGAUCGCUCAAGGGUUGCCGUUCACUCUCUGUAUCGAAGCUAGGGCAAAGUGGAUUUUGUUCUCGAAGGAACACUGGUAUCAAGGCAUCUUUUUCCUCCCCUAAUCCAUCCGAAUCGUCCUCUCGGAUAGCUCCUCUCCAGUUGGAAUCACCAAUUGGGCAGUUUUUAUCUCAGAUCCUCAUCAGCCACCCACAUCUCGUCCCUGCUGCCGUUGAUCAACAGCUGGAGCAGCUCCAGACUGACCGCGAGGCUGAGAAGAACAAGAAGGGGCCCUCCCCUUCCGGCACUGACGUCGUUUUGUACAGGAGAAUUGCCGAGGUGAAAGCUAAAGAGAGGAGAAGGGCCCUGGAGGAGAUACUGUAUGCCUUGGUUGUUCAGAAGUUCAUCGAAGCUGAUAUUUCCUUGGUUCCCUCCCUGGCCCAAUUGACCAACGCCUCGGGGAAGGUCAAACAAUGGCGGCCUUCUGAGGAGGAGAAGCUCGAGGGGCUUCAUUCUCCUGAGGCUUAUGAGGUGAUCAAGAACCACCUAGCUCUUAUACUGGGGCAAGGAUUAGGGGAUUCGAACUCCGUUGCGUCCGUAAGCAAGCUUCGUGUUGUGCUGGUUUAUGCUGCUUCAGUAAUUUACGGAUACUUCCUCAAGAGAGUGGACCAAAGGUUUCAACUUGAGAAGUCUAUGAAGACCCUCCCGUGGGGAAGUGUUGAAGAGAAUGAGGAGGAUGCUGUUAAACAGGCAAUGCCCGAUGAGUCGAGACCCUUAACUCAGAUUGGGAAUUCUCAUCCCGUGGCAUCUUUGGGAUCUUCUCCAAGCUUUAACCAUGGUGGGGUUGGCCAUAGUGUCAAGCCCUGCAGGCUACGGUCCUAUUUCAAAGCAUUUGAUUCACAGAUGUUGCAGAGGUAUGUGAAAGUGAGGUCAAAGGAGGCCUUUCACAUCAUUGAGAAGCACACUGAGGCGUUGUUUGGGAGACCAGAAAUUGUCAUCGCCCCUCAGGGAACCAUUGAUUCCUCCAAGGACGAGAUCGUCAAGAUAAGUUUUGCUGGUUUGAGGAGGCUUAUUUUGGAGGCUGUAACUUUUGGGUCUUUCCUCUGGGACACCGAGAGCUAUGUAGAUACCAGGUAUCAUUUCAUGACUAACUAGUUUGCCUUGGGAGUAAAUUUGAGCAAGUUAAUGUUGCAUAAGUUAGUUUCAAGAUGCUCAUCAGCGAUGCAUACUGCUGUAUUUGCCAUUUGUGGGGGGCAUUAUGGAGUUGUCACAUUUUCUGUUACUAUCAGAUCCUGCCAUUCUAUUGGUGAGGGUUUAAGCAUUGUACAUAGGGAACCUCUUUAACUUUAUAUCCAGGAAUUUAAGUUGCUGCUGAUGUUCAGUAAUUGUAUUGCUCAAUAAUGGUAUUUGGGAUAAUUUGAGUCAAUAAAAUUCUAGAAUUUGUUUAUGUGA
Molecule: messenger RNA, 1920 nt
Organism: Elaeis guineensis (African oil palm)
Lineage: Eukaryota; Viridiplantae; Streptophyta; Magnoliopsida; Arecales; Arecaceae
Product: UV-B-induced protein At3g17800, chloroplastic
Source: RefSeq, a predicted model, not a curated record